AUGUCUUCUCCUAGUAACACAAAAGUCUUUCUUGCUUGGUAUUUGUCUCAACUUGCUGCAAACCCUCUUCGUACAAAGGCUUGUACCUCUGGUAUUUUGUCAGGUUUGCAAGAAUUAACAGCACAGAAACUUUCUGGUGCUAAGGAACUUGAUAAAAGAGUCAUUCAAAUGGCUGCAUAUGGUUUGUUUGUCUCUGGACCCUUGAGUCACUUGAUGUAUGAAAUUAUGAAUAAAGUAUUUGCGGGUAAGCAAGGUCCUCAAGUGAAAAUCGGUCAAUUGCUCUUUUCCAACUUGAUCAUUUCACCCAUCAUGAAUUCAGUCUAUUUGACUGCCAUGGCUAUUAUGGCUGGUGUUCGUUCUCCUGCUUUAUUAAAAGCUAACAUCAAGAAGGGUCUCUUACCUAUGCAAAAGGUUUCUUGGGUUGUUUCUCCUUUGACAAUGCUUUUUGCUCAAAAGUUCCUGCCUCCCACUACUUGGGUGCCUUUCUUUAACUUGGUUGCUUUUGUUUUUGGUACAUACAUUAAUACUAUGGUUAAACGCAGACGUAUUAAGGAAGCAGAGGAAGCAGAGAAGAAACAAUAG
Molecule: messenger RNA, 582 nt
Organism: Gilbertella persicaria
Lineage: Eukaryota; Fungi; Mucoromycota; Mucoromycetes; Mucorales; Choanephoraceae
Exons: 4
Coding region: 1-582 (193 amino acids)
Cellular component (GO): cytoplasm; membrane
Source: RefSeq, a predicted model, not a curated record